AUGCUUGAUGGAAAUUUAGUUCAAGAAAAUAGAUCUGGCAGUCAGAAAGUGACUUCAGAACAGCUGAUGAUCCAACAAAUGAGCUUGAUGACUCAAAUGAUGGGAAUUAUGGCUGGAAACAUGCAGAAAAAAGACUCGAUGGAAGAAAAAAUCGCUGAAGAAUCGGAAGUUACUAGAAUUCCUGUCCGCAACUCUAUGUAUCGCCGUUCUCAAAGUGCAACGCUACGGCAAAUUUCACCACGCUCCGAAAGCGAAAAGUUCAACCGGGAACUCAACCGUUGCAACGGCCUUCCACUUUUAGAGCUGCCUGGAAGUAGCUCCGCGACUCCAAGAUCGAAUGGCAAAGAAAAUGCAAACCCGAAAUUCACUCGUUCUCAGUCAGAGCCAGUUCGUGUUCCACCACUGCGACAAAAAACAGUAGUUCAAGAGCCAAAGCCUAGGAAGGCUACGAAGGAGUUUACCUUUAUCCAGUUACCAGGAGUUGGGGAAGAGAAAGAAAAAGCUAAAGAAGGUGGACGAAAUCUGAGACUCGUCGAGUAUAAUUCUGUUGCUAGAUAUUUGGCGCAGAAGGAAGAUCAAACACGAGUGAGAAAGUGCGUUUUACUCGACGGUCAGAACAUGGGACACGUGAACAAGCCAAAAACCCUCCCCGAAAAGCAGGAAAAGACGAAGCCCUCCGUUCUAGUCCAAUCAGAGCCCAAAUCACCUCACCACAAGCGAGUUCCACAAAAGUCAGUCCUUCAGCAUCAAGAUGAAAAACCCUUUAACAGAGAAGAGUUCAAAGCUGAUUUUGAGCAAAUUGGCGCAGAAAUUCGCCGCCAAUUUGAGCAAGCACAGCGAGAAGUUCAACAGAUGCACAUUGAGCAGAUCAAGAAACAAGCUCGUGAAUCGAUUCCAGCUCCUAUUCCCGCUGAAAAUCAAAAGCAUGCUUCGCCAGAGCCAGUUCCCGUGCUUCGUUCUGCCUCAAAGUCGUCGCUGAAGAGCAAUGACUCCGGCAAAGAAACGCUCAAGAAAUCCAUCUCGUUCCACGAAUCGAUCAAAACCGACAGUAAGACGUACAGCAAAUCGUCCGAUCAAAGCAUCGAGGGCCUAGCUGAGCAAGUUACUGCUGAACUUGAGGCGCUGCGGCAGACGCCCGAUUUGGGCAUUGAUCUCAGCGAGCUGAAUAGUUUACAAAAAGACAUCGAGCCAAUGUCACCUUCGAGACCGAAGUUUGAAACAGAAAUGGAGACGAAGUCUGCUCGAUCGGGGCGACUAUCGCAGAGAAGUAGAGGAGUUACUGCUUCUUCAGAAAGAAGAAAAGAUCAGAUACUGACUGAAAACAACUACCUCCGGGAAAAUGAAGCUCUUCACAUGGCAAAAGAAGUCUUAUCGCCUGAAAAAAGUCCACCAGUCAAAUCAGCGUCAAAUAGCACGGCGAAAAAGAGCCCAAAGAAGUCCCCACCGAAAGGCUCCUCCUCUAGAUCGUCUUCUGCCGACCGAGUGUACCGAAAUUCAACACGGGGACCUCCAUCGUCGCGUCCCUCCUCUUCGAAGACGCAGAUUACUAUCGAUCCGUAUCGACGUCCGGGCAAUGCAACGAAUCCGGCAAACGAGCCCAAGUGGAGAGAACGCACCAGGAUGGAAAUGGCUCGCGGAACCGGUUUGUACUCGAGCACGAUGAAACGAAGUCCGUCAAAGCCUACUGUAGCUCCUGCUGCGCCAAAAACUUCAAAAGAGCUAAUUGGAAUGACUGCCGCGCCGAAGGUCCGAUCUGUAGCGCAAAUUCUCGAGAUGACGAAAGUCUCCGUGUCAGAAUUCAUGAAUACGGAAGACGUUCCCGCUCCGUAUCAGGACGAUGACGAGCUGGAACUGUCCCGCCACGAGUUUUACGAAGCAGAAGAAGACGAAGAGCAGUUUUCGACGAUUCCGCCUGAAGACGGCAUGGGUGGACAUCGCUCGCCUUCAGUCGAAUCUGGUCUCAGUUCUAUUUACUCGCUUCUCAACGAAGUGGACAACGAUUACUACCGCUACAUGAACGAUUCCUAG
This is a messenger RNA of Oikopleura dioica, 2028 nucleotides long. Lineage: Eukaryota; Metazoa; Chordata; Appendicularia; Copelata; Oikopleuridae. The record is from the annotation of a GenBank genome assembly.